Molecule: messenger RNA, 1341 nt
Organism: Notolabrus celidotus (New Zealand spotty)
Lineage: Eukaryota; Metazoa; Chordata; Actinopteri; Labriformes; Labridae
Gene: alkbh7
Product: alkB homolog 7
Exons: 4
Coding region: 245-943 (232 amino acids)
Biological process (GO): fatty acid metabolic process; DNA damage response
Cellular component (GO): mitochondrial matrix
Source: RefSeq, a predicted model, not a curated record
CGUGUUCUGGGUCUAAUUGCGCUGGUCUCAGUGUGCUGGGUCUAAGUGUUCUGGGUCUCAGUGUGCUGGGUCUAAGUGUUCUGGGUCUCAGUGUCCUGGUCUAAGUGUUCUGGGUCUCAGUGUUCUGGGUCUCAGUGUCCUGGUCUAAGUGUUCUGGGUCUCAGUGUCCUGGUCUAAGUGUUCUGGGUCUCAGUGUUCUGGGUCUCAGUGUUCUGGGUCUCACUGUGACCCCUCAGAGACCAGGAUGAAGCUGCUGCUCUCGGUUCUCUCCCGGACCCACAGAUCAGCUGUUGGCUCCAAACACUUCCGGUCUCUGAGCCUGUCUCCUCUCCGGGGUCACGCGCUGGUGGUCGGCUCUAGUCCGGAGCUCGUGCAGAGACUGGGUGCGCAGGUGGAGGUGAGGACCAGCUUCAUCACUGAGGAAGAGGAGGGGGUCUUUCUGCAGGAGCUGGAUCCGGGUCUGAAGAAGAAACGCUACGAGUUCGACCACUGGGACGAUGCGAUCCACGGGUACAGAGAGACGGAGAGAGCGAGGUGGGGGUCGGCGUGUGAGGAGGUCUUGAACCGCGUCCGCUUCGCCGCAUUCCCUCAAGACAGUCAGCUCCUCGGACCGGUGCACGUUCUAGACCUGGACAAGACCGGAUUCAUCAAGCCUCACAUCGACAGCGUCAAGUUCUGUGGGACCACCAUCGCCGGACUGAGUCUCCUGUCAGACAGCAUCAUGCGCUUGGUGAAGGAGGACGCCCCUGGUGAAUGGCUGGACCUGCUGCUGCCCCGACGCUCCCUCUACAUCCUGAGGGACGAGGCCCGGUUUAACUUCACUCACGAGAUCCUGAAGGAGGAAGACUCUGAGUUCAACGGACUGAAGGUUCCCCGACAGCGCCGCAUCUCUGUCAUCUGCAGGAACCUUCCAGACUCUGAGAGAACAGAACCUGAACUCUGAGACUGUGUCUGUUAUCUCUGACAUUAAGCUUCUCCUCAUGUUCAGUUAAUAAACUGUAUUUAAUGAAAGUGUCGCCUCCCUGCUGUGUGACCUGUGACCUGUGACCUGUGACCUGUGACCUGGGACCUGUGAGGGUCAGGACGUCGGGCUCUAAAGAACCCUGCAGUGACGUGCUCCACAGCUUCAAUGUUUCAGGGAUCAGAACCAGGAGAACGAGCCGUGAGCUGUUUACACUGAAGGUCCUGCUCAGGUCUGAAUGAACCUUUCACAAUAAGAGCGUGGUCUGGAUCCAGUCUAAAUAUAAUCUCAGGAACAAUCACUGCAGGAGGGUUUGAUAUCCAUAAAUCAUUUCAUUAUGCAAAUGUUGAUCCACCAUUAAAGAGAUCUGUUUAACAUUA